AUGAAAUUGAGAGCUUUGGAUCUUUCGGAGUAUGUUGGUCUCUCUCACAUUAAACUAACGGGAGAGUUUCCAAGUUGGUUGCUGGAAAACAAUACAGAACUAGAAGCCCUUGAACUUGGCAAUAACUCUCUAUCGGGGCAUGUUCGAUUGCCAUUUCAUUCAUCCAUGAACUUGGAUAUCUCCAACAAUGUCUUUGAGGGCCACAUUCCAGUAGAAAUUGGAGCAUAUCUGCCACAGUUGCGAUUUCUAUACGUUUCAUGAAAUUCUUUUAAUGGUAGCAUUCCCUCUUCAAUUGGUGACAUGAAGUUCUUGGAAGAAUUGGACUUAUCCAACAACAGUUUGACCGGCGUAAUACCUGAGCCUCUUUCCAUGAGUUGCUCCUCCUUAAAAGUCCUGGUUUUAUCAAACAAUAGCUUGGAGGGCCAAAUAUUCUCUGCAAAUUUCAAUUUAACUGAAUUGAGGUAUCUAAGAUUGGAUGGUAAUCACUUCACUGGAAUGAUCCCAAACAGCUUGUCAAGCUGCUCAAUCCUGUCAACAAUCGACAUCAGUCUUAACCAUCUUUCUGGUAAAAUCCCAAGGUGGAUGAGGAAUCUGUCAAAUUUGCAAGAAAUAAUCCUGGCCAAUAAUCAUAUUGAGGGUCGCAUCCCAGUGGAGUUUUGUCAACUUCACAUGCUAGGAAUUUUGGAUCCUUCUAUGAACAAUAUAUCUGGCACACUACCUCCUUGCUUCGACCCACCAUGGAUUAACCAUGUUCAUUUGUCUAAAAAUGGACUUCGAGGACAAAUACCAGACAAACUUUGCGAGAGCUCUAACCUGGUGACGAUGGAUCUCAGCAAUAACCAUUUGACUGGCAAUAUCCCAAAUUGCAUUGGCAAGCUUUCUAACUUGAGUUAUCUUGUCUUGAGCUACAAUAAUCUUGAAGGUGAGAUCCCAAUUCAGCUUUCACAUAAUAAUCUUUCCGGUCAUAUCCCUCAUUGCUUGAACGUUACCCCACAUGAGGAAACAACUAAAGAUUCUGUUUAUGAAUAUAAUCGUCGACAUGGUAGGUAUAUGAAUUCUUCAGACAUUUCUCACAUAUCAUUUCCCACAGAAGAACCAAUACAAUUAACAACAAAGAGCAUAUCCUACUCCUACAAGGGAAGAAUCUUGGCAUACUUGUGUGGAAUCGAUCUCUCCUACAACAAAUUGACGGGUGAAAUUCCUCAUGAAAUGGGAAACUUCCAUGAGAUUGUUAUGUUAAACUUAUCUCGUAACAGUUUGAGAGGAUCAAUCCCACCAUCGUUUUCUAAUCUCAAGAACAUUGAGAGUUUAGAUCUUUCUUACAACAAUUUGAGUGGGAGUAUCCCUCUUCAAUUUGUUGACUUGUCUUUCCUGGCUUCUUUCAAUGUGUCAUACAACAAUUUAUCUGGAAAACCACCUCCAAGGACAAAUCAGUUUGCAAGUGAUUUUGACGAGAACAGCUACUGGGGAAAUCCUUUUCUUUGUGGGAAGCCGCUGCCUAAAAAUUGUUCAACAAUUGAAGUAUCAUCAAACUCAACUGAAGAUGGAGAAGAUGUUGGUUUAAUUGAUGUCACAUCCUUUUACGUGACUUUCACCGUGUCUUUCAUAAUUGUUUUAUUGAGUAUUGCCGUGGUUUUAUACAUCAAUCCUUACAGGAGAGGAGCAUGGUUCUAUCUUGUAGAAAAAUGCAUCAAAUCUUGCUUCUAUUUUGUUGUGGGCAAUCUUCCCAAACUAUUUGGUUGUCGUAACAUGUAA
This is a messenger RNA of Theobroma umbraticum, 1755 nucleotides long. RefSeq names its product cuscuta receptor 1-like. Gene Ontology annotation, molecular function: protein binding. The record is from RefSeq and is a predicted model, not a curated record. NCBI's taxonomy places the organism in Eukaryota, Viridiplantae, Streptophyta, Magnoliopsida, Malvales, Malvaceae.